AUUGAGCUUACUGUGAAACUUAGUCAAUUUGUGUAAUAAUGUCCUAUGAUAUAUAUUUUUUUAUGUUUGUUUAUUUUUCUGUUUUUAUGUAACCAAAUAAAGUCAACAUAAUAGUGCCUAAUCUAAUUCUUAGGAUUAGUUGCCAAACAGACCCCAGGCUCCCAUAAGCCGUGGCAAAAAGCCAGGACAACGCGAGGAAGAUGAUGAACAGUAACCAGCUGUAAAGUUAACAAAAAAACCGUUGAAAUAAUUUUUCCUUUAUUUAUCUAGUUGCUUAAUUUAGGCUUUUUACAAUAUGUAUAUAAAAGUACAAUAUAAAAACACUUUCAAAAGAAUACAAAAGAUAUAAACACAUUAUAAAAAACCUUACCUAGGGUGCAGGGCCCAAGCUGCCGGUGGUCAGGGCCGUAGAGAGAGGAACCGACGAACUAUCCGCGCCGUGUCCAAAAUUAUUAUUAUUAUUAACCUACUAAAUGAAAGAAUGACGUGAUUCAUACUUUCCUACAUGAUUGAUUAUUAUAUUAGUUCCAGUUGCCGAACGGGUAUCGCAAGAUAAACAAAUCUUAUCAAACGCGCGAUUACACAUCGUCAGUCAGGUGCGCGCUCUGCUACUACACGGUCAUGUGAAUUCCAAGAUGGCGUCCGCAAGCCUCCAGGACAUCAAAAUUGAACAUAAACGAAGACACACGCAAGGUCCUGCGCAAAUAGAAGCUAAAAUCGCUAAAAUAUCCACGAGGAGUCAACCGGAAUUGUAUGAUAUUCAUAGGAGUGAAAAAAACUCGCGCAGUGAUUUUGUAUAUGUGAAUACAGCGUAUGUUGGGAGUGUGGACGAUGUGAAUCAACCUCGGUUAAGUGCGCCGCCUACAUGUGUCGUCCGUGAGCAAUACUGGGCCUGCUCAAAAUGGCCGCUAGGGCAGCGCAUCCUGGCCAUCUCCGUAGGUUUGCUGCUGGGCACCGUCAUCGGGCUGACGGUCAUCGUUGUCCUCAGGGGUAUGGACAAGGAGAUCGGGCCGGGGUUCUUGGUGAGGCAGUCGGUGCCAGAUUAAGGAGUUAGAGAAUAGAACGGUGCCAUGAAAGGCCUGAAGUGCCUAUAAUUUUUUUGCAUAAUAAAUGUAAAUGGAAUGUAGUGUUUUACGUUAAGUUUGUUUUGUUGUGUUUUUCGUUUGUUGAGUGAGCAUUUAUUAAUAAAAGAGAGAGCAUUGUCAGUGGUCUUUUUUGUAGGAGAGUUACAACGUAAAUAAAAUAUACAGAAGUAAUGAAUGUUGAAUGGACGAAAAAAAUUGUGUAGUUUGCCUUAACUGGAAGUUAUUAAUAUAUUUUAAAUGCUCAAAAUGGAAAUGUGGCCAAAAGCAUCAGCCCAAAAGAUAGUUAGUAAUCUCGGUUGCCAUAUUGGUAGAAGAGCUGACUGCAAAAUUUCGUACCGACUUGAUACUGCGAUAAAAUGCACAAUGAUUUCUCAUCAAAGUGAUGCAAAAUUAGAAUUUGAUAGUCUGCCAUGGCGGAACUUGACAAAAUAGAAGGCCACUUCAGUUGCCAAAAAAGUGGGCUGAUUUAACCCAUCUGAUACCGAAAUAAUAGUAAUGGCAGAAGUUUAAUUUACUGGUAGUCAAAAAAGCAAAAUAUGUCAGCAUUUUUUUUUGCGGAAAUGCUUGGCAGACGCUCUCAAAGGUGACCAUGGGGCCCCAAAAUAUACCCAUCUGAUACCACUAUGAAACCAAUUCCAUUCGGUAGGUAUGAACCCCCGUUUCAGGAAUAUAUAAGUCUGCCAAGGCUUUUCCUGCUGAAACAUCUUGACAGGCGAUUUCGGGGUUAAUCCCAUAGAAAAAGUUGCUCAGUAUGACCUAUAUCGGGUGUAGCCUGUAACACGAGCAAAAAAUUGUAAUGUCGGCUGUACUCCUCAAAGUAACCAACAUUUGAUCAGCGACUGACAAGCAAACCCUUGAGUGAUCACUAGUAUAUAGAACUAGCAUCGACAGUUGAGUUUAUCGAUACAGGAACUCCCUACUUGUCAAACAAUUUUGCCCCACGGAUUCCUAUGUCUGUUUAUGAAUACUUAAGGGGGUUAUUGUUACAUGUCAAUUAACAAUAAUGUUAAUAAGUAAUGUCAUCGAUGUUGUGGUAAUGUUACGUUUUGUCAAUGUUGUUCUACGUCAGUACCUACGUUGUUUACUGUAUAGAUAUACAUAUAUUUUUUGUUUUGUAAAAUAUAAGAUUAAGUAAAUAAAACUGUUUUAAGUAAGACAGAGAUUAUUCAAAUUAAAUUUAUAUUGUUUUAUUAUUAUGA
Messenger RNA from Cydia pomonella (codling moth), 2284 nucleotides. RefSeq lists its product as uncharacterized. Lineage: Eukaryota; Metazoa; Arthropoda; Insecta; Lepidoptera; Tortricidae. The transcript has 2 exons. Bases 636 to 1046 code for a protein of 136 amino acids. The record is from RefSeq and is a predicted model, not a curated record.